AUGGAGAUAUCGAAGAGUUUGCAGGAAGAAAUACUCAGCGUGCAAAAUAAACUGAAAAAUGCCAUACGCGAUCAUCAGAUCUGCGUAGGCAAACUGAAGGAUGACCCGAACAAUACAGAUAUCCUUGGUCAGAUACAGAAGAUUCACUUGCACAUCGUGUCUUUGGGAAGGUGCCAGAAGCAAGUUGUCCAGCGGCUGCGCAAAGAGGUCGAAACGUUCAAAGCGGAGAAUGCGAACGGGGCGAAAGUUUCCAUCGCGUCGCUCCUCGGUUUGAACAACAAUAAUCAUAUUACGAAUAACAAUGAGACGAAACUUAAGAAGGUCGGCAAUAACUUCACUACGAAGAGCUCGAAAGAGGACUACGAGGAGAUUGUUCGAAACGGGGAUGUUUCCUCGCCUAUGCAAGAGUCCGCACGAACCAAGGAACGGCCCAGUUCGGUGGAAACGAUUUCCGGCGAGGAUGACGUUAUCGAGGUCUCCAUGGAUGAGAAUUCUAACGAAAAAUCUGAGAAAGAAGAACCGGAGAAAGAGAGCAAAAUCGAGUCGACUGAAAAACUUCAUUUCCUGAGCGCCCUUGGACUAAUUACCACUGCAACGUGUGCCGAAUUGCAAAAUAAAAGGGCUGAGAGGAAACGUCGCAGCACCGCUAAUCCGCAAUUUGUUUACUCCAGCCUUGAAGUGCCAACGAAACGAAAGAGACACUCGUACCUGCAAUCUGGAAAUGUUCCGCAAACUCGACAAACGACCGCUCGUAUGAAUGGACCAUCGCCGCCUCCGGUAAAAGUUGUACCACCGAAAUCUACGUCACCGCCGACGUCGAGAACGGUGAUGAAAUCGUUGAUUCCGGUUCAGAAGUCUACUACGCGGCCGAACAUUCUUCGAAAUGUAACAGAGAGUAAAGUUUUCCCGAAUAAGAGCAAGAUUGAAAACGGACCCAGUCAGAUACAAUUGCCCUUGUCAACCGUGAAGUCUGUUCAUUCGAUUGGUAACAAAGCGGUUCACAUACCAGGCUUACCAUCUAGUCUGACUAUCGAGAGGAUCAGCAGUGAUUCAGCAGUCUGUAUAAGUUGUAGGAACCCAGGUACGCUGACGGUAUGCGAAAAUUGUGCAUCAAAUUAUCACGUGUCUUGUCACUCCAUGUCACCGGCGCCAUCACGAAUAUGCCCCAAGUGCGCGUUGAUAGAGGAGGAAGAGAUCGAGGACGCAGAUGAGGUGGAGGAGGAAGACGAAGGAGGACGUCCGUCGUUUAAGAAGGACGAAGAAUUCGCUACAGCAGCGCACGCGCCAGGAAUUAUUAGGAAAACAAGAGAAGACGCAGAGAUCUAUAAAACGACUUGUGGACUUCAUAAAACUGAUGCAGCUCAGAAAAAGCGGGGGUUCUCAACAUCAAUUGGCAUCGGUCAACUUCCUUCCUCAACCUUCCUCAUCCCAAUCUCCUCAAGCAGCGUCUCUGCAUCAACCAUCAACCAGUCGGACGUCGGGUCUUCUGCAACUCUCACUAGUGAGCGAGAAAGUUCCGUGCCCUACUCCUCCAUCGUCCUCAAUCAGCUGCCCCGAUCGAGCCUCGCCUAUGUCGACAGGGCAGAACCGCAAGUGUCCUACGCCUAUCAGCUACCAGUCACUAGUGUUCAAUCGGAAAAGCAUCAAUCAUACCUUAUCGUCAAAAAAAUUACCGAACCAGCCAGAAGAGCAAGUCAGUCUUCCGAAGACCAAAGUCACGCUACAGUGCUCAACUAUAAACUGCCAACCACAUCAGGCUACAAUUCUCGCGUUCAGACCGAAAUCUCUGUCGCCCACUCCUCUAUGCUCAUUGGCAAGCAGUUGCCCGACACCCUCAGUCGUAACCGUAAAAAACAAACAAACCGCGCAGUACCCGCCCUCAACCGUAUCAUCGAUACAGAGAAUCUCUCCAUCACGGCCGAGUAUCAAUUGGAACGAGCGACUAUCAACGGUCGAAAGUCUAGGGCCAGGCAGCCAAGAAACAAAUUCGGUAUCAAUCAGCUGCGAUCUGCUAGAGCCACCGAAAUCCUAUUGCCUUCCUACGAUAGUACAGAAUCCGAUAAACAGUUACAAAUUGCAAAGUCUCCCGAGCCAGAGGAAACAACCCUGUUCGGUGGUCGUCCAAAGUACAGGCCAAGAACCGGUGGUCUUCUCCACUCAUUGUUCUCAGGCCAUAACAAGUCCUAUAUCCUCACCGAUAAUUCUCGAGAACCACGAGACAUUGGCCCAAAUAACAAAGAUUCCUCAAUCACCCGGCAACAGUUGUAUCAUCAAAGCUACCAGCUGGAGUCAGGCGAACGAAACGAGCCUACGGUCCAGUUGCAACGUGGUGCCCUCACAAAAUUCUUCGAGCACGUGAAAUUGGAAGAAGCGCAUAUACCAGCGCCAUCUAGAGCAAAGCUAGUAUACAAAAGCGGUACUACUUCCGAUAGGAAUCAACUUGAAGUCACUGAAGUCGCGGACGAGGACACAAAUAGUAACGAGUAUGUCACGAAGACGCCCUUGUCAUCCGGUAACGUCGAAGGUGACUUCGCCGAUCGAGAGGUCAAACAGAGCAAUUGGUUCACGAGCAAGAUUCUAAUGAAGAAAGGAGGGCACAAGAACGAUAACACGGCUAAGAGUGUGGAAUCGCUUGAUUCCGUUUCGAAUACGACGACAAGAUCGAACGACUUUAUUACGUACGAACGUAAACAUGGUAAUACGUAUGUGAGAGUCGAUCGUGAACCUGACGACGAUGAGGAAGAUCAUUCGUUGACCCGUACGUUUCAAGCUGACGUGACUUAUACGAGGCGUAUCGGAUCACUGACGGAUAUUGUAUCGGAAAAACGGAGGGAUCGGCAGCAAGACUCAGCAUCUCUGUGUAACGCACAAAGCAAUUUCUUGGAGCUUCGUAACGAGGUCUCAGUUCCUGAUGAUAAGGCUGAUUCCGAGAGACAAGACUUAUCCAGUGGCAGACGUUCGACCAGCACCAGCAGCAGAAGCAGCACUAGCGACAGCGAUACUCCGGAACAAGCGAUGAACGACUCAAUUAAGUACUCACGACGACGAUUAUCCGGAAACGAAUACAAGGAACGUCUGGGCAUUAACGCUGUAUCUCCGGAGAGUAUGCAAGUGCUCGAACAAUUCGAGUCAGCUAUGCUGGAAACUGGUUGUAGCAAUGCUGCCACUUGCUAG
Habropoda laboriosa is the source of this 3174-nucleotide messenger RNA. RefSeq lists its product as uncharacterized. The record is from RefSeq and is a predicted model, not a curated record. The transcript has 8 exons. NCBI's taxonomy places the organism in Eukaryota, Metazoa, Arthropoda, Insecta, Hymenoptera, Apidae. The coding region runs from base 1 to 3174 and encodes 1057 amino acids.